This is a messenger RNA of Carcharodon carcharias (great white shark), 2345 nucleotides long. Its product is annotated as Fc receptor-like protein 5. Gene Ontology annotation, biological process: cell surface receptor signaling pathway. Bases 57 to 1568 code for a protein of 503 amino acids. Gene Ontology annotation, molecular function: transmembrane signaling receptor activity. NCBI's taxonomy places the organism in Eukaryota, Metazoa, Chordata, Chondrichthyes, Lamniformes, Lamnidae. The record is from RefSeq and is a predicted model, not a curated record. The transcript has 11 exons.
GGAGUGAGCUGUCGUUCUUUCCAGCUCGCACGUCACAAAGCAGCUCGGAUUGGAACAUGGCAACAGGCGUCUCCUUACUGAUAUUUGUGGCUUGUGUGGUUCAGUGGACCGUGUCUCAGUAUUCACUAUCAAAACCAGUGAUAACACUUGAUCAACGUACUGGGGUUUAUGUAUUAGGAGAGAUGGUCACCAUUACCUGCUCUGUGACUGGAGAAAAUCGGAGUAAAACCUUCUACUUUUACAGAUGGCACCAGGUGUUCUCCCACCCACAGAUCAUCACAAGGAAAAACGUUAUAAUAUUUCAUGCUACCGCUGUAAAAAAUGGAGAUCAAUUCAGUUGCAAAUAUUAUGUUACUGUCAAGGGUAGGAGGGUAGAUUCCCUGGAGAGCCAGCAUGUGAUGGUGACUAUAACAGAGCCGCUAGGAAAACCAGUGAUAACCCUUGAUCAAUCGACAGGGGUUUAUGUGGUAGGAGAGGAGGUCACCCUGAUCUGCACUGUGUGGGGAGAUGAUCGAGAGAAAACCUUCAAUUUUUCCAAAGCCGAUGCAUGGCAGCACCCCCGGCAACUUGAUAUGAAUAGUGGAACAUUCCCGGUUAGAGGCAGAAGUAACGAAGGGCGAUACCAAUGUCAAUACAAAAUUUCCAUCAGAGGUCGGCAUUUAACGUCCCCAAAGAGCGAGGCUUUAACGGUGACUAUCACAGAUCCGUUAACAAUCCCAGUGAUAUCUCUUGAUCAAACCACAGGGGUGUAUGCAGUAGGAGAGACGAUCACCAUGACCUGCACCGUGACUGGAGAUAAUCGCGAGAAAAUGUUUUAUUUUUAUAAAGUAUCUCAACGGCUGGACACGCGUCAAAUCACCUCAAAGGCCAAUAUGUUAACAUUCCCGAAUACAAGUCUAAACCACGGCGGACAAUAUCAAUGUAAAUACAAAAUUACCGUCCAGAGCAGGCAGUUUAGUUCCAAAAAGAGCGAGGCUGCAACCGUGACAAUAGCAGAACUUCCCGAACCAUUCAUUUCCGUGGAUUCUAGUGCUGUUGUUCUGCGUGGAGCUGUCACAUUUAACUGUACAAACCCCGGGGACAUUCCUGCCAUCGCAUUUUACCUACACAGGCAAGGUGAUGCGACUCACUGUGAUGUCAUGUCUGCUGCUGCAGGGGUCAAUUCUGCCACCUUCACCAUCUGGAAAAUCGAUCGUUCUAAAAUAGGAAAUUAUACGUGUCGGUAUGAAGCGCUGAUUACCGGAAGAAAUCUAUCCUCGGCUCUGAGUGACCCUGUACACAUCACUGUGACUGAACAGGAACAUGUUCCCAUGGCUGUUUGUAUCGGUUUUGCUAUGGGAGUCAUUCUCCUCCUUGCUCUGUUGGGUGUCUGCCUCUGGAGAAAAGGGAGGAUGCAAAACAAUAGGGAAACCAGAAAUGUGGUGCCCUCUGGAGACCAAAACAGAGAAGGUAUUACAUACGCUGACAUUAUCCUAAAAACAAAGCCGAAGAGAGAUUGUCAGCAUCUGCGAGACACCAGCCAAGCCCAGAGUGAGGAGAGCACCCUCUAUGCAGAGGUGAAGCUGUAGAACAAUUCCAGGACUCCCAGUCCCUCAGGGAGAAGUCCAGUUCCGAUCAUCCUAAUGACCAUGAGCAUGCCUCCCAUUUCACUAUGAUGCAGGGAAACUAUUUAUUUACGAUAACUUUUCUGAGGGCUGGAAGGUACUUGCGAAGUUCUGCUUCACUCCUGUUGAUGAGGUGACAUCGUGUGCCAGCUGAUCUAAUAUCUUGGAACAUAGGAAAUAGGAGGAGGCCAUUCAGCCCAUCUAGCUUGCUGUUGGUGAAUUACAUCAUGGCUGUUCUGUAUCUAUUCAUUUUAUUGUCUUUUCGCCAUAAUCUUCUUGUGCACUGACAUAACAAGAAAUGAGUUCUCAAUUUCUAAUUAGCACUUGCUGAUAAAAUUCUUUAACUACCUCGCUCUCUUUUGAUAUCUAUGUAUUUUUCUGCCUGGGGUCUCCGACCAGAGCAAACGGUUUGUCCGUCUCUGCUUUAUGACAUUUUUUUAACAUUGCAAAUGCCAGAACCUGAUGACACAUCAAUAAACGAUUCUCCAAAGAAUAUGAUCCGAGUCUAUGCUCAUAAUUUAUUACACUGAGCGUGUUAUCAACUGUGGUACACCCGCUUCAGGAAACAUUCACCAUCCUGAAGCGCCGGGACCAAAACUGAAAAUAGUUACUCCAAGUGGGAUCUUAUUGUGUAUCUGUGUAGCUGAUGCUUAACGUUGUGUUCUCAACAUCUUUGAGAGAAUUUGGACUGUGCCGCUCAUCCCGCACCACUCAGGCAGAAAAUGCGAACUUUCCACCCAU